AUGCUGGAUCAAGCCCCGCGGCCGCUGGCAGACAGGGCGUACCUGGGGAAGAGCGGCGCCGGCGAAGCGCUUGUCGGUGUCGAGGGCUGGCGCGCGGACCAGCCGGGCGACACCGCAGUGGACGGCAAGCCGUGGCACUCGUCUGCGAUCCGGCUGCGUGUCGACGCUCGGACGCUGCGCACCGCGAGCGGAUCGACCUACGUCCUGAGCGGUCCGAUGUGGACGGAGCCGUGCCUCGCGGCCGGCUUUUCGCCACAGAUGGUGGACGCCUUCUCCGACGGCUUCCCUGCCUGCUGGCAGUCCGCCUACACACUGCCGGGCGAGGACGGGAAGAGCUUCGCCGUCGGCUGCCUCGUGCGCGUGCUGCGCGAGCAGCAGCGCGGGCAGGUGGCCGAGGUGGCCGAGGUGGCGCACGGGUGGGUCAAGCUGCGGCUCGGGGGGCAGCUCCUCUCCUUCCGCCCGCGGGAGCUCGAGGCCUCGAGCGGCGGCACGGAGAUGGGCGCCGGAGGGCGCUGCGGCGAGGCGGCGGCGCCUGCUGGCUGGAACGGGUCCGAGGCGAGGGCCGGGGCGAGGGCCGGGCGGGGAGGUGGACACUUCCAGGACCCGUCCUUGACCUGCCCGAGACAUGUCCCGCAGGCGUGGUCGGGCGGGGAGCUGCAGCAGCUGCGCGAGGCCCACUUCGAGAUCUCCCCCGAGGCGGUCGACUUUUGGGAACAAGUCGCGCGCCGCGUCGGCCGGAGCGUGCAAGAGUGCACCGCCGAGUUCUACCGGCAGCACCCGACGCCAGGGCGGCAGAGGCGGAGGCGCUCCUCGCCCGCGCCAGGGGUGCCGCCGCCGCCGAGCGGGCUCCACCCCGACUUGCUGCAAGCCUCGCCGUGGCGCAGCGGCGCGUCCGCCGCCGACGAGGGCGAGGAGAGCGACGGCGGCGAGGGAGGCAAGGUCAAGGCCAAGCAGCUCAAAGGCCGGGCGACAGCCGCUUUCCGGGCCGGCCGCGCGCCAGCCAAGCGGCGCCGAUCGGCGGCGGCGGCGGCGGAGGGAGCUGCCCCCGUGGCGUGCUGGCGCGGAGUGUAG
This is a messenger RNA of Emiliania huxleyi CCMP1516, 1071 nucleotides long. RefSeq lists its product as hypothetical. The transcript is spliced from 5 exons. Bases 1 to 1071 code for a protein of 356 amino acids. NCBI's taxonomy places the organism in Eukaryota, Haptophyta, Isochrysidales, Noelaerhabdaceae. The record is from RefSeq and is a predicted model, not a curated record.